AUGAUUAAGCCAGAUGUACGUAUGCAUCAGCGCCACUAUGAGGAAUUAAGAUUUGAACUACCUCAAAAAUGUGAAAACCGCAGGACCAUGUCCUGGGUGCAGCAAUCAUCAUCCUCACCGAAGCUGCAACAAGAAGACCAUGCAGAGCCGGCUGUGCGAGCAAGCUUAGAUUGUGGGCUACCAAUUCCUGCGCGACAUACCAGUAAACACUACAAACUCGAUCCAGAAUUGCAGGCCAAGGUGGACCGAGUUGUGUCUAGCGAGAAAAUUCGAUUGCUGUCCAAGCGUGUCCAACGUCAAUCAAUGCAUCCUUCGUGUUCCUGUCUGACUACUACCAUUCCAGAACAAGAACACCAUCAUCAUCAUCAUCAUCAUCAUCAUCACCCUCAAUAUACACAACAGCAACAGCAACAGUAUCACAACAAUCGUCUUCAUCAUCGCUCGUCACAGCCACCGCCACCUGCUCCUCGUCAUUUUUCUACAUUGAAAUGA
Messenger RNA from Zychaea mexicana, 492 nucleotides. RefSeq lists its product as uncharacterized. Lineage: Eukaryota; Fungi; Mucoromycota; Mucoromycetes; Mucorales; Lichtheimiaceae. The record is from RefSeq and is a predicted model, not a curated record. The coding region runs from base 1 to 492 and encodes 163 amino acids. The transcript has 2 exons.